CAAUUUUCUUUACGUUUUGUUUUCUCCAUUGUGUUUCAGUUUCAAAACCCUAAAAAGCUUUUGCAAUUUCUUUUAAGAGCGAUUCUUUUUCGAAACCCUAGAAAAUCAACUCCGAUUGAAAAGAUGCAGUCAAACGAAGAAUUCGUCAAAUUUCUUGGAAAAGGCGCUUACGGUUACGUUAACCUAGUCCGCUACACCAAUCCCGACGACGGCUCUUUCUUUCUCUCCGCAGUCAAGAACUCAUACCACGAAGACUACGACACCCUCCAAAGAGAGCUACACGUUCUUCUCAAACUCAGGGGAUGUCCCAGGAUCGUUACAUGUUUCGGUGACUCUCUUCAACAAGGUCUCAGCAAUCACGGUAACAAAGUCCACAAACUGCGACUCGAGUACGCUUCCGAAGGUAGUUUAAGCGCUUUCAUGGACCAUUACGCCGACAGAAAGUUGCCGGAGCCGUUGAUUAAAGAUUUCACACGGAUGAUUCUCGAAGGUUUGGUCUCGAUACACGACCAUGGUUAUGUUCACUGCGACAUCAAACCAGACAACUUACUUGUCUUCCCUUCGAGACAAGAUUCAUACGAGCUCAAGAUUUCUGACUUCGGCAACACGUUAGAGGUGGGUGAGGUUCCUAAAUUCUGGGAAAGUGAGUUCCCGUGGGUUGGGACUCCCAUCUACAUGCCUCCUGAGUCUGUCCGUGACGGCUUCGCCAACAAAGGAAUAGAUUUGUGGUCGGUGGGGUGUUUGGUGCUGGAGAUGUACACUGGCGUGAUUCCUUGGGAAGGUGUUAAUAUCAAUCUUCUAGCGACUCGUCUUCGUAGUGGUAAAGCUCCUGUGAUCCCUGAGAGUUUGCCUUCUGAUGCAAAGGCUUUUAUUGAAACGUGUUUCUCAAGGAAUCCUGAGGAGAGAGGAAGUGCGUGCGAGUUGUUGCUUCAUCCGUUCUUGCCUCGUCCACAAGUUGAAGAAGAAGAGAAGAAGACAAGUAACUCGUUUCUGUUGAAGCUGUUCAAGUUGAGAAUCAGACGAACAACUUCCAACAAGAAACCAACGGCAGAUGCUGUUCUUGUUUCAGGUAAGAAGCCUCUGAAGUUGAGGUUUUUCCCGACAAAGACCACACAGUUUAAGAGAACUCUGAACAAAGUCUUGAGGUUGAAGAAAUCGACGGACUUCAAUUUAGUGUCUGUUCAUUAA
This is a messenger RNA of Brassica oleracea var. oleracea, 1188 nucleotides long. Its product is annotated as mitogen-activated protein kinase kinase kinase 1-like. Bases 124 to 1188 code for a protein of 354 amino acids. Gene Ontology annotation, biological process: protein phosphorylation. The transcript has a single exon. The record is from RefSeq and is a predicted model, not a curated record. Lineage: Eukaryota; Viridiplantae; Streptophyta; Magnoliopsida; Brassicales; Brassicaceae. Gene Ontology annotation, molecular function: ATP binding; protein kinase activity.